Molecule: messenger RNA, 243 nt
Organism: Phytophthora sojae
Lineage: Eukaryota; Oomycota; Peronosporomycetes; Peronosporales; Peronosporaceae
Exons: 1
Source: RefSeq, a predicted model, not a curated record
AAGGUCUCAGCGCUGCAACGAAAGGUUUCUGGGCUAGCGGAGGAUAUGGUUGCACUGAAAAUUCCUGGAGUCGGUGUGUUCAGUACCGUGACUCUGAAAAUCAUGAAACGCUGGCACCGCGCAAUGAAAGUCGUAAAAAACAUAGAGAAAACGCUGGAAUGGAUUCCUACCAUCGACUUUACGCUUCAUCUUCCACCGCAUUUUGCAAUUGUUCAAAACGUGGAACUGGAGGCAAACCUGAAA